AACUUUUAUUGAAUUUCCAAUUUCUCUGUCGGUUCAUUAAUGUUUAUUAUUACAACAAAUAUACUUAUAAUUAUCGAGAAGUAAACGACUAACAUAAACACACAAAGUUUUGUUGAAAAUGCAUGACGAUCGUUAUAAAUACAAUAUUUGUGGUACCUAGUAACAAACAGUGUUUUGACGGAAUAUUGUAUUGGAGGAACUUGGCUGCUAGGUUUGUAGCCGCGUCGAUAGCGAAAAUUUUCACAGACGUUUCGCAUUUAUCAGUGGCAGUUAGUAGGUCACCGCUACCCCCUGAUGAUGGCGACUGCACGGUAGGUCGAAAACUUCUGUGAAAUCUGCUUCAACCCGGAAGCCGAGCGACGCGAGACAAUUGGUCGCGAAAGCCUGAGAUCCUUAUUAAGAAAGUCGGCUUGCGUUAGUUCGUCGGGAGCCGCAAAGGUUCGCCCCUCCCGUGAGCGCGGGGAGGGGUGUCGGGUGGAGGGGAGCGGGGAAACUGCUCGCCGCGCCACUCCCGCUGUGGUAGCUGCGCCGGGAGCACCCUGACGAGGGGCCGAGAUGCGAGGGGCGGAGCGGCCGGCGCGCCGCGGCGUGCUCUUCUACGUGCUGGUGUGCGUGUGCUGCCUGCUGGCGGUGCUGUGCGUGUGCCUCGUGGUCAGCGUGGUGCUGCUGCGCGCGCACAUGGACCCCGCCCCCGGGGGCCCGAGGCGCGUGGGGCCCGCCUCGCUGGGCCGCGCCUCCCACCUGGACGAGCUCAUGCUAGGGGACGAGCCCCCGGAGGCCGGCUGGCAGGACGACUACCGCCUGCCCGCCGACGUGCGCCCGCUCAGCUACGACCUGCUGCUGAGACCAGACCUGGAGGCCGGCACCUUCAGCGGCUCCGUGGCGGUGUCCUUGGAGCUGCAGGCGCCGCGCUCCUGGCUCGCGCUCAACGCCAAGGGGCUGGCGGUGACGGCCACGCGACUGACGACCGCCUCGGGGGACGAGGUGCCUCUGGCCGACAGCUUCGAGUACACGCCGCACGAGUUCUGGGUGGCGCGCGCCGCGUCGCGCCUGGCCCCGGGCCGCUACCGGCUGCGCGCGGACUUCUCGGGCCGCCUCACGGGCAAGAUCGUCGGCUUCUACCGCAGCGUGUACACCGACCCGCGCACCGGGGAGAAGCGGCUGAUCGCUACGUCCAAGUUCCAGCCCACAUACGCGCGACAGGCGUUCCCCUGCUUCGACGAGCCGAGCUUCAAGUCGACCUUCAACGUGAGCCUGGUGCGCCCCAGUAGCGGCUACUCCGCGCUCUCCAACAUGGACCAGGUGGGGGAGGUGGAGGACUCGCCCGGGCCAGGCCUCACGACGGUGCAGUUCCGGACCUCCGUCCCGAUGGUCACCUACCUCACCUGCUUCAUCGUCAGCGACUUCCAGAGGCUGCCGCCCACCCAGGUGUCCCAGGGCUUCCCCUUCAGCGUGUACUCGACCCCGGCGCAGGUGGGCAAGACCCGCUUCGCCCAGGGGCUGGGGUCGCAGGUCACCGAGUACUACAUCAAGUACUUCGGCAUCCCCUACCCGCUGCCGAAGCUAGACCUGAUUGCGAUCCCGGACUUCGUGUCAGGUGCCAUGGAGCACUGGGGGCUGGUGACGUUCCGCGAGACCGUGCUGCUCUACGAUGAAGCCAUCAGCUCGACCACGAACAAGCAGAGAGUGGCGCUGGUCGUGGCCCACGAGUUGGCGCACAUGUGGUUCGGCAACCUCAUGACCCUGGACUGGUGGUCGGACCUGUGGCUGAAUGAAGGAUUCGCGACUUACAUGGAGUACAAAGGAGUCGACAGCGUCCACCCUGAGUGGCGUGUGAUGGACCAGUUCCUGGUGGAAGAGCUGCACCCCGUGCUGUCCCUGGACGCCGCCCUCAGCUCCCACCCCAUCGUCCAGAGCGUGGGCCACCCGGACGAGAUCACCGAGCUCUUUGACACCAUCUCCUACAACAAGGGGGCGUCUGUGAUCCGCAUGCUGGAGGACUUCGUGGGCGAGGAGCGGUUCCGGCUGGGCCUCAGCAGCUUCCUGAAGAAGUUCUCGUUCGCCAACGCGCGCACCCAGGACAUGUGGGACGCCCUGCAAGAGGUGUUCCCCGAGGCCAACGUGACGCGGGUCAUGGACACGUGGACGCGGCAGAUGGGGCUGCCCGUGGUCUCCGUCGAGCGGCUCGCGCCCGGCCGGCUGCGGCUGGCGCAGCGUCGCUUCCUGGCCGACCCCGACGCCGACGCCAGCGCGCAGGCCAGCCCCUUCCGUUACCGCUGGGACAUCCCUGUGUCGUACGUCACCGCGGACUCCAAGGAGGUGAAGAGGACCUGGUUCUUGAGCGACCAGGACAGUGUGACCAUCACGGUGCCGGAGUCUGUCGCCUGGGUGAAACUCAACCACCACCAGCACGGCUACUACCGCGUCAACUACCAACCCGACCAGUGGGCAGCGUUCAGGUCCGCCCUCAACAACAACACAUCCGCCCUGGACGUCCCAGACCGGGCGAACCUCCUGGACGAUGCCUUCAGGCUGGCCAACUCGGGCCUGCUCGACUACGGGACGGCCCUCGACCUGUCGCGCUACCUGCGGCGGGAGACGGAGUACGUGCCCUGGGCCGCCGCCUCGUCCAACAUCGCGUUCCUGCGCUCCAUGCUGUCCGGCACCACCGCCUACCCCAAGCUGCGGAAAUAUGUUAGACACCUCAUACACGAUAUUUAUAAUGAAGUUGGCUGGGAAGUUACUCCAGAUGAAAGCCACCUGAAAAAGCUGCUCCGGGUGAAAGUGCUGUCGCUGGCCUGCGCCUACGGCCUGCCCGAGGGCUUGGCGGAGGCCGGCCGGCGGUUCGCGGCCUGGGUCUCCGACCCGGGACGCGUGGGGCGCCCGCCUCCGGACCUGCGCUACAUCGUGUACCAGUACGGCAUGUACGCGACGAGCAGCGAGGUGACCUGGGACAAGCUGUGGGACGUCUUCUUGCGGGAGACGGACGCCCAGGAGCGGCUGAAGCUGAUGAGUGGCCUGGCGUCCGUGCCGGAGCCCUGGCUGCUGCAGAGGUUGAUUGAGUACGGCAAGAACGAAUCAUACGUGCGUUCCCAGGACUUCUUCACGCUGUUGCAUUUCAUCUCCAACAACCCUGUCGGCAACCCGAUUGUGUGGGAGUUCAUCAGGUCGGAGUGGCAGUACCUGGUGGAGCGGUUCACCCUGAACGACCGCUACCUGGGCCGCAUGAUCCCGCAGGUGUGCGGGGGCUUCGCGUCGCAGUUCAAGCUGCAGGAGAUGGAAGCGUUCUUCGCGGAGCGGCCGGAGGCGGGGGCCGGCGCCCAGGCCCGCCGGCAGGCCCUGGAGAAGGUCGCCCACAACAUCAAGUGGCACCGGAGGCACCGCGCCGCCGUCGACGAGUGGCUAUCCGCGGCCGUGCGCGACCUCGUGUGACGACCCUGCACGCUCCACCGCUCACGAUUGUUCAGCAAUGCACACUUCACAGAACACUUGCUCACAAGCUCUUUGAAGUUGUCCGCAGCUUCUAAAGCUAAAAAUUGAUUUAUAAAACAGGAAGGUGGUAUACAGUAUUGUUGGGUUAACGAAUUGAUACAGCUUACAUGGUAUUUGUGUACAUAUUUAAUAAAUAUGGAAUAUACUUGAAA
Bacillus rossius redtenbacheri is the source of this 3644-nucleotide messenger RNA. Its product is annotated as glutamyl aminopeptidase-like. NCBI's taxonomy places the organism in Eukaryota, Metazoa, Arthropoda, Insecta, Phasmatodea, Bacillidae. Gene Ontology annotation, biological process: proteolysis; peptide catabolic process. The transcript is spliced from 18 exons. The record is from RefSeq and is a predicted model, not a curated record. Gene Ontology annotation, molecular function: zinc ion binding; peptide binding; metalloaminopeptidase activity. Gene Ontology annotation, cellular component: cytoplasm. The coding region runs from base 556 to 3432 and encodes 958 amino acids.